Messenger RNA from Sinocyclocheilus rhinocerous, 1580 nucleotides. RefSeq lists its product as uncharacterized. Bases 411 to 1451 code for a protein of 346 amino acids. The record is from RefSeq and is a predicted model, not a curated record. Gene Ontology annotation, cellular component: nucleus. NCBI's taxonomy places the organism in Eukaryota, Metazoa, Chordata, Actinopteri, Cypriniformes, Cyprinidae. The transcript is spliced from 4 exons.
UUUGAUGAUGAAUGAUGUGUUUUAUUGCUGUAAUAUUUGUUUCUACAUAUUAUAAUAUAUUAUAUAUCCGGCUUACAUUUAAUUCCAAUAGCUAUAAAUAAAACCUAAAUAUAUUCAUAAAAACGCGAAAUGUUUUUUUAAUGGACUAUUACCGUCAGUUUUAGCUAAAGCGUGUCUACUGAACCUGUUGGGGUUAGUGAGCACCAGCGCCACUGAUACAGGAGCGGUCAGACCUGGUAACUACACCCACCCUUCUACGCCACGGAGAACAGGCGAGCAAGUGCGCAGGCGCAGCGCAUACGCCGCUUUCUACGAAGUUUCUGGAUAUCUGGGCGCAACGCAAAAUAUUGAUUACAUUUGACUACUCUGAGACUCCCCGUAGCUGAAAAGAGUGAUAUUCUGCUGUGAAGAUGUCUGUGUCUUCGCUCUACCUCAAACAAGACAACAUGGUGCGCUUCAAGAGGAGAAAGGCACGUUUCUCCUUCAGUGAAGUGCACAUCCUGCUGGACGAAGUGCGGAAGAACCGCCACAUUGUUGUGGGUCAGUUUAACGCCGGCGUUCCCUCUGACGUGAAGCGCAGGAAAUGGGCUGAGAUCACGGCGCGUGUUAAUGAGAUUGGAGAGUGUGACAGAGAGAUCAUGGAGGUGAUCAAGAAAUGGUCAGACCUUAAAUGCGACACGAAACGUAAAGUGGCCGCCCUGAGGACCGGUGCUUCUGUGUCCCUAAGAUUGGCACGGUCCAAUAUUGAACUGUCCCCGAUGGAAGUCAUCGUAGAAUCCAUCCUCGAACUGGACAAGAGACCGUGGGAAGCGACACAGCGGUCCAGAUCUCGCAGUCACGGUGAUGAUCAAGAGACUGUGGGUGAGGAUGAGGAAGAGGAGGAUGGAGGGUUUAUGGGGAUGGGGUCGGUCAACAGUUCCCCGAGCAGAGGAAUGGAUGUGGGAGGAAUGCCUGCUACUACAAGUGGAUCUGGGGGUGAGAUGCAGUAUGAUAACUCCAAACCUGGAGAUCCCGAAUCUCACUUAGACUCCGAUGAGGACAACCGUGACCUCUUCCCAUCAUCCUCUAUGGCAUCUGUCACUAACUCAUACUCUGAGGUGGAUGGAAUUGCAACUAGAGGCAGUGCUGGACACGUUUCCUCAACAGCCACCGCUUCUACUAAAAGACCCCCGUCUUUCUCAGGGGUGGAGCCAGACAGUUCACGUGAGCAGUUAGUGCACAACGCAAGCCUCAGCGUGCAGGAGCAGCACACCGCUAAUGCUCUUCUAGCCACCGUCUCCCGUUCGCUUGAGCUGCUUGCGGAGUCAGUGCAGCAGCUAGCAGAGACGCAACAGGAGUUUGCACGAGAAUCGCUGCAGCUACAGAGGGACACUGUGCAAGUGUUGCGAGAUUUUGCCUCCGGCGCGCUAACAAUACUGCAGGAAAAGGUCAACGGCAAACCUGCAUUGUGAAAUUUGUGUUUAGCAAUCAAAUGACGACACAGUGUGUGACGCAUUGUUGAUAUGAUGGCUACAAACGUGUGAUAUAGACGGACACACCUUCUCACUAGCUGUUUCCAUCACCCUAUUUUAAUGCGCAUU